UGGGUCCACCUAACAUUACAGGUUUACGGAUAAACGUCACGGGCGUUAGGUUAUCAUGUCCCGUUAUAUAUCUGUUAUUUCUAGGAUAACAUGUUUAUUCAAUUAUUUCCGGGAGUUUAAAUUACCUGAUAGCACCGGAAUAACUAUGCGAUAAUUUUCAUUUGUCAGGAAUAUCAUGAAAAAAAGAUUGUCGACGCACCUGCCAGCCGUAUCGCCAUCGCUUUCCAGUUGGAUAAUUGUGAUUUUGUCCCUUUGUUUUGUUAACAGUUAUGACGGAGACUUUGUUUUUGACGAUGCCGAGGCCAUUGUCAAGAACAACGAUGUACGCGACACACCAUUGUGGGAAAUAUUUAAAAAUGACUUCUGGGGUACUAAAUUAUCUCAUAAUCAAAGCCACAAGUCGUACAGACCUCUCACUAUUUUGAGUUUUAGAUUACAUUUCUGGUUACGACAAGAUUUAAUUUCCCAAGACUAUCAUAUAGUAAACAUAGUGUUGCAUAGUAUGGUUUGCCUGUUAACUUUCCUUGUAUAUAAUGUAUUUUUGGGGCCUGAAGGACGGAACAUCUCAUUCUACGCUACAGCCUUAUUUGCUGUUCACCCAAUCCAUACAGAGGCUGUAUCAGGGAUUGUAGGGCGUGCAGAACUAUUAUGUACCUUAUUUAUUUGGUUGUCAGUUUUAUCAUAUAACCAUGCAAUAUAUGCAAAACAUUUAUUACGUAGAUGGGCUGCUAUGUUUGGUUGUGCUGUUUGUGUAACCAUUGCAAUGUUAUGCAAAGAGACUGGAAUCACUGCCAUUGGCAUUUGUGCAAUGUAUGAUAUAGUUAUAGUAAACAGAAUAUAUCCAAUUGAUGUAAUUAACUCUCUCCUGUGUAAAAAUUCUGACAAAUGUUUCAACAAUUUAGUUAAAUAUAAAGUUAUAAUAUUGCGACUUGUUGCUCUGCUGUUGGUUGCAAUAAUGCUCUUGUCAUUAAGACUGAGUAUUAUGGGAUUUUCUACUCCUAAAUUCCUACCAGUAGACAACCCAACAUCUUUCAUGGACAAUAUACUUCUUCGUACACUUAAUUAUAACUAUAUCUAUUGUCUAAAUACAUGGUUACUCAUAUGCCCUAUAUGGCUCUGCUUUGAUUGGUCAAUGGGUUGUGUACCUCUGAUUACUGGAUAUGACCACAGAAUUUUUACAAUUGUGAUUUUCUGGCUAAUGUUUGGUGCUAUAAUUACGUACACGUUUAUUCCUCGUAAGGAUAAAACUUCAAGGUACAUAACAAUGGGAUUAACCAUACUAAUUAUUCCAUUUCUGCCAGCUAGUAAUGUCUUCUUCAAUGUUGGAUUUGUUUUGGCAGAAAGAAUAUUAUAUAUUCCUUCAGCAGGAUAUUGCCUGUUGGUUGUUAUUGGGUUACAAAAGUUCUCCACCCAGUUUUCUUUGCCUAAGACAUCAUUAUUGGCAUAUGCAAUGCUUAUUAUGUUGUUGUUUGCACGUUCUUGGGUAAGAAGCAAUCAAUGGAGAAAUGAGAAACUACUGUUCCAAUCAGCAUUAGAUGUAUGUCCUUUGAAUGCAAAAGUACAUUAUAAUAUUGCGAAAAAUGCAGCAGAUGCAGGAAACAUUAUUCUUGCCAAAUUGGAAUAUCAAGAAGCUCUACGAUUGAAUCCAAAAUAUGUCCAAGCUAUGAAUAAUCUUGGUAAUCUACUCAAAGACAACGGACAGCUUCCAGAAGCUGUAAAUUUAUUUAAACAAGCUAUUACUUUGCAAGAAGACUUUGCUACAGUAUGGAUGAACUUGGGUAUAGUUCAAUCGACAUUAAAGCAAUAUGAGGAGUCAGAAGCGAGCUAUUUUACAGCUCUGCAGCAUCAGCCAGUUUAUCCAGCUUGUUACUAUAAUUUAGGUGUAUUAUAUUUAGAACGGAAACAAUAUGACAAAGCACUGAAGGCUUGGGUGAAAGCAGCUAAACAAAAGCCUACGCAUAAACAAGUAUGGACAAAUAUGAUACUACUAUUGGAUGAUUUAAAUAUGACAGAAAAAGCACUGAAAACAGCAAAUGAAGCUUUAAAAUUUAUUCCGAAUCAUGCUUCUGUCUAUUUUAACAUUGCCAACAUUUUGGGGAAAAAGGGAAGAUUUGAGGAAGCGGAAAUCCAAUUUAAACUGGCAAUGUCGAAAAAUCCUACUGAUCCUAUGAUUUAUGCAAACUUAGGUGUUUUGUAUCACCGUUGGAAUAAAUUGAAUGCAGCAGAGGAAAUGUAUAAGAAGGCAUUGCAACUGAAAACAGAUUUACAAAGUGCGAGAGAAAAUUUACAAAGGUUAUACUCAUUGAAGGCGUCAAUAAAAUAAUUUUUUUAAAUAU
This is a messenger RNA of Harpegnathos saltator (Jerdon's jumping ant), 2336 nucleotides long. RefSeq names its product transmembrane and TPR repeat-containing protein 4. Gene Ontology annotation, biological process: endoplasmic reticulum unfolded protein response; protein O-linked glycosylation via mannose. The transcript has 11 exons. The record is from RefSeq and is a predicted model, not a curated record. Bases 176 to 2323 code for a protein of 715 amino acids. Lineage: Eukaryota; Metazoa; Arthropoda; Insecta; Hymenoptera; Formicidae. Gene Ontology annotation, molecular function: protein binding; mannosyltransferase activity. Gene Ontology annotation, cellular component: endoplasmic reticulum.